UUACGCAGCACUACUGACUGGUUGUGUGCACGCGAGAGCUCCGGUGAACGGGUACGGAUACGUUAUUUUUCGAACACGAAUUCGAGUCUGAGGCUUUUGAGCGAAGUCAUCGAAGUUGUUUUUUGGUUGUCGCGUGAAAAGAAACAAGAAAGAAAAAACCGUCGUAACUCACACGUGUGUGCGUGGAUUUGGAAAACGUGUAACGCGGAAGCUUUUCCCCAUUCGACAGAGCAAAACAAUCUUAGUGGCUGUUUUGCCGCGGGCAUUAACCACUCUAUCACCUUCUGUCUGGAGCACCUUUAACCUAACCCCCGCCGUCGGCGUUUUUGCACGACCUAUGACCUGGACGCAGCUGCUUAUUUAGUUAUCAAAGAAAAAGAAGAAGUCACCUAAAGUACGAUCGGUGGGAUCUGUCGGCAAUAAAGAGCUAAAAAGCCGAGGCGCAUCCGCCUCACUAAUGCCUUAUCAGUAGCUAACAUCUUGGGCUGCCGUAGAAACUCGAACCGAUCUCCAAUGUGUCCUCAAAAAAACACACAGAAAGAACGACCCACUACCACUCAAUUUGGAUUUCGGAGUGCCAUUCUCUCGCGCUGUCUCGUAAAUUAAUGUCAUAAAUUAAUUUGGAACUCUCUGGCUCUGUCUCUGUCUCUCUCUCUCCGUCGCUGACAUUGCAACCGGUGUCGCUUGUCCGUUGCCGUUGCCGCCGCCGCGAUCGUAGUCCGUGCGGUCAGGAGCCUAUAUCUACCUAUAUCUACCUGACAUCGAGUCAAGUGAAUUGUGUCUGUGUUUGUGUUGUUGCUGUUGUUCUGUUGUUGUUGUUGUUGAUGGUGCUGUGUGUUUUUUCGUGUGAUUGUGUGCGUGUGUCUCCAUCAUCGUCAUCGUCCUCGUCAUCUGUGUGCUCGUGUGUGUGACCCUAAUGUUCCUUAAAUUACCUUGAAUCUAAAAAAGAAAAGAAUACAAAAAAUAAUAGAAGAUAUCGAAUCUACAUUCAUAUUUAGUGAAUUAUUAACCAAUACAAUAAUAAAUCUCAAUACGCACACACACACACACACACACACACCUGCACAUGCAUAUGCAUUGGUAUACCACAAUAAACGUCUUCAAAAGCCCAGCGAAGAAUUGUUAAAUUCAAGAAGAGAAGAUGCCAAACAUGCCAAUAAAAGUGCACAUAAAAUCUUAAGCCCAUAAAUCGACAACGUUCAAAAGAGUGUUUUCGCCCCAACUCGAUCGUAAAUUAAGCUGUCUCUAUCUGGCAGGUCCAAGUGGCAGCAAUAACAAUCAUACGCCAAACGUAUACCCAACAUAGAUAUAUACAAAAAUAUAUACUUAUACAUAUAUAUAUAUAUAUAUGCGACAAGUGUCAGGAUUAAUCAGGACCAAUAUACCGCCAUAGCCUUCUCCACAAUACUCAACACGUCAAACGGAUAAAAAGCAACGAACAUACAACCCGCGACAGACAUCAUCCUUGGAAAUAGACCUCGUGUCAUUCCAAAAGACGCACAUGGGCGUCUGCACCGAGGAGCGCCCUGUGAUGCAUUGGCAGCAGAGCGCAAGAUUUCUUGGGCCCGGCGCAAGGGAGAAAAGUCCAACACCACCUGUAGCACAUCAAGGGAGCAAUCAAUGUGGCAGUGCUGCAGGUGCAAAUAACAAUCACCCAUUGUUUCGCACAUGCUCCUCAUCCUCGUGUCCAGAUAUUUGUGAUCACAGUACAAAGCCAUUUGGCAAUGCAUACGGCAGCAGUGAGUCAUUUAGAAGCUAUGAAACCGCCGAUCGCGCCACAUUCGAAGACUCCACGGCCAAAUUCUCGAUUAGCCGCAGUCGCACGGACUGCACCGAAGUCAGUGAUGAGACCACAUCGGGAAUAUCAUUCAAAACGGAACCCUACGGACCGCCCAGCAGUCCCGAGUCCACCAACGAUAGCAAAAUAACCCGAAGUUUAGAUGAUUGCGCCGGCUGUGGGCGACAAAUCCAGGAUCGUUUCUACCUCUCCGCUGUGGAAAAACGCUGGCAUGCCAGCUGCUUGCAGUGCUAUGCAUGUCGGCAACCGCUGGAACGGGAAUCCUCAUGUUACUCACGUGAUGGCAACAUUUAUUGCAAAAACGAUUAUUAUAGUUUUUUCGGUACUCGCCGAUGCUCGCGCUGCCUGGCCUCCAUUAGCUCCAAUGAGCUAGUGAUGCGUGCCCGCAAUUUGGUCUUUCAUGUCAACUGCUUCUGCUGCACGGUCUGCCAUACCCCGCUCACUAAAGGCGAUCAGUAUGGCAUUAUCGAUGCCCUCAUCUACUGCAGAACCCACUAUAGCAUCGCAAGGGAAGGAGACGCCGCCUCAUCUAGUAUGAGUGCCACAUAUCCAUAUAGCACGCAAUUCGGUUCACCGCACAACGACUCGUCGAGUCCACAGUCGGAUCCCAGUCGAAGUAUUGUUCCUACGGGCAUCUUUGUGCCCACAUCGCAUGUCAUCACCGGACUGCCACAGCCGGCGCGUCAAAAGGGUAGACCGCGCAAGCGUAAACCCAAGGAUAUUGAGGCGUUCACCACGAAUAUAGAUCUCAACACCGAAUAUGUGGACUUUGGACGCGGUUCCCACAUGAGCGCUUCAUCGCGUACCAAACGUAUGCGUACAUCGUUCAAGCAUCAUCAGCUGCGCACCAUGAAGUCCUACUUUGCCAUCAAUCACAAUCCCGACGCCAAGGAUCUGAAACAGUUGUCGCAGAAAACUGGUUUACCAAAGAGAGUCCUACAGGUUUGGUUUCAGAAUGCACGGGCAAAAUGGCGCAGAAUGAUGAUGAAACAGGAUGGAGGACUGAUGGAAAAGGGCGAUGGCACUUUGGACCUGGAUAGCAUCUCUGUGCAUAGCCCCACAUCAUUCAUAAUGGGCGGUCCGAACAGUACUCCGCCACAUAAUAUGGACUAACAGCUGCUGAGGGAGAAUCACGAGACAUCCGCCUAUGGACUGCAGCUCACCAAUUCCGGUGACAAUUGCCUGUCCUGUCCCGAACGAAGCUCGCUGGCGGUUCGGCCACAAUAGCUAAACAACAAGAGAAAUACAAAAGGAUAACGAAUCAGACUAAUCCAUGUCACUCACAUAGUGUGUCAUUCGCAUGGAUGGAUAAUACCCAAAUAUAUAUGAAUAUUAUGUCUAAAGAAUGAUGUUGUUAGACAAGCUGCUAGCUGUUGAAAUGCGCAUAUAUAUAUAUAUAUAUCUUUAUA
Molecule: messenger RNA, 3207 nt
Organism: Drosophila willistoni
Lineage: Eukaryota; Metazoa; Arthropoda; Insecta; Diptera; Drosophilidae
Product: protein apterous
Exons: 8
Coding region: 1502-2911 (469 amino acids)
Biological process (GO): neuron differentiation; regulation of transcription by RNA polymerase II
Cellular component (GO): nucleus
Molecular function (GO): DNA-binding transcription factor activity, RNA polymerase II-specific; RNA polymerase II transcription regulatory region sequence-specific DNA binding
Source: RefSeq, a predicted model, not a curated record